Polypterus senegalus (gray bichir) is the source of this 2516-nucleotide messenger RNA. It is a transcript of the gene hnrnpm, whose product is annotated as heterogeneous nuclear ribonucleoprotein M. Gene Ontology annotation, biological process: regulation of mRNA stability involved in response to oxidative stress; alternative mRNA splicing, via spliceosome. Gene Ontology annotation, molecular function: mRNA binding. Gene Ontology annotation, cellular component: post-mRNA release spliceosomal complex; cytoplasm; nucleus. The record is from RefSeq and is a predicted model, not a curated record. The transcript has 16 exons. NCBI's taxonomy places the organism in Eukaryota, Metazoa, Chordata, Cladistia, Polypteriformes, Polypteridae. Bases 201 to 2129 code for a protein of 642 amino acids.
UGCUUGCCGCCAUUUCAUUUAUCUUGGAGUGGAAGUGGUUACGUUGUUUCACGGGUUUGUGCGGCAGAUUACUUUUGUUUUCAUACCUUGCAUCUAGGUUUGCAUUUGCAACGCAUUCUGUUCUCUGCGUGUCCACCCGUUUACUGUUAGACUUCUAACUUUUCUAAUUUAAUACGGAAGACGAAAAAAACUACGUCAAGAUGUCCGCAGAGGCACCAGUUGAAAGCGCCGAGACAACUAGCCCAAGUGAGGUGAAUGGCAAACCUAAUGAGAGUCGGAAAGAGAGGCCUCAGAAGCGAGGAGGUGGCAACACCCGUUUUGAGCCCUACUCAAAUCCAUCCAAAAGAUACCGAGUUUUUGUCAGCAACAUCCCUUUUGAUGUCAAGUGGCAGUCUUUGAAAGAUUUAAUGAAGGAAAAAGUGGGUGAGGUAACAUACGUGGAGCACUUAAUGGACGCAGAAGGCAAGUCGAGGGGCUGUGCGGUGGUUGAGUUCAGAACUGAGGAGCUCAUGAAAAAGGCAGUGGAGACAGUACACAAGUACAACAUGAACGGCCGUCCUCUUAAAGUGAGAGAGGAUCCUGAUGGGGAGCUUGCACGCCGGGCAGCUCAGAGAGCUGGAGGAGGCCAAUCUGGAGGGAUGGGUAUGGGUCCUAAUAUGGCACCACUGACUAAUAUUCCUCCUAGUCUUCAAAACAAUCCAAACAUCCCCAGUGAGAUUAUUCAUGCGCUACAGGCUGGGAGACUUGGUAGUACCAUUUUUGUUGCCAAUCUUGACUACAAAGUUGGUUGGAAAAAGCUGAAAGAAGUCUUUGCCAUGGCUGGAAAUGUGGUACGAGCAGAUAUCUUGGAAGACAAGGAUGGGAAGAGCAGAGGAAUGGGCACAGUCACAUUUGAGCAGUCACUUGAAGCUGUUCAGGCAAUUUCCAUGUUUAAUGGACAACAGCUAUUCAACAGACCUAUGCAUGUCAAGAUGGAUGAAAAAGCAGUGGCUAAAUCAGACUUCACCUCUCAGGACAGAUCAUCACUACCUCAUGGACUUGGUGGUAUUGGAAUGGGUUUGGGACCUGGUGGACAACCUAUUGAUGCAAAUCAACUCAGAGCGGGAUCAAGUGGUAUGGGCAAUGCUAUGGGUCCUGGAAGUGGAGGCAUUGAUGGAAUGAACUAUGGUGGCAUGGGACGGUUGGGAGGCAUGGACAGCUCCUUUGGAGGUGUCAUGGGUGGAAUGGAUCGCUUUGGUCCAACAGGAAUGGGACGGAUGAAUGAGAUGGAACGUGGACUAGGUGGAGGCUUUGAUCAGAACUUUGGCAGAGGUGAUGUUGGCAUGUCAAGAGGCUUUGGCGAUUCAUUUGAUAGAGGUAUAGGUAGCUCAAUGAGUAUGGAGCGGAUGGGAUCUAGUAUGGACAGGAUGAGCUCAGGAAUGGAUAGGAUGCAAGGACUAGACAGAGUUGGAAUGGGAAUUGAUCGAAUGGACCGUGUUGCUGAUCUUGAUAGAUUAGGCUCUGGUUAUGACCGGUUGAGCUCUGGGAUGGAUCGAAUGGGGCCUGGGAUCGAUCGGCUUGGUUCUGGCCUGGAUCGUAUGAGCUCUAGCAUGGACCGUCUUGGCCCAGUUGGAUAUGAUCGUUUAGGCCCUUCUGGCAUGGAGCGAAUGGGGUCUGGAAUGGAUUAUAUGUCUCCGAUGGGCAUGGAUCGGAUGGGGUCUGGAAUGGAUCGAAUGGGUGGCAGCUUCGACCGAGUUGGUGGCAUGGGAAUGGACCGCUACCCAGCAACAGGAUUGGACCACAUGUCCUCGGUGGGAGCAGGAUCUGGAUUUGAUAGGUCUGCUGAAAUGGAUCGUGGUGGCUUUGGUGCUGGCGUAGCAGCAUCUGGUGCUGGAGCAAACCCCCGAAAGGGAUGCCAGAUUUUUGUCAGAAAUUUGCCAUUUGACUUCACUUGGAAAAUGCUGAAAGACACUUUUAACUCAUGCGGUCAUGUACAGUAUGCAGACAUCAAAAUGGAGAAUGGCAAGUCAAAGGGCUGUGGGGUUGUUCGUUUUGAGAAUCCUGAAACUGCAGAGAGAGCCUGCAGACUCAUGAAUGGAACCAAGUUAUCUGGCCGUGAAAUUGAUGUUCGAAUUGACAGAAAUGCAUAAAAUGUUCUAAUAUUGUCCAGUUCUAUCCACUGUUUCAGAUUUGAACUAUGUUGGAUUCCCUCCUCAUCCAUGAAUUGUUUUUAAUGACCAAACUUUGAGUUAAAUUUUUAUUUCUACCAUCUUUUAAAUGGAAAAUGUUUACUAGUGUUUUUUGUCAAGUGGUGAGUUAAAGAAUUUCAGUUUUGUCAAUGUUGCGUGGUGGCUUUUUUGAAGGUGAAAAUUCAACUUUUUGUAUUUAGCAGACUAGAUACUGUACCCUUUUGAACUUGAAUGGCUGUCCUUGCCUUCAUGGUCUUAGGAAUUUUUAGUCUCUUUGCAUAAAAAUAUUUACCAGAUGAACUCCUCUAUAUUGGGUGCAUUUAUUAAAGAUACCUGAUCUGGAUCACA